Molecule: messenger RNA, 3016 nt
Organism: Pungitius pungitius (ninespine stickleback)
Lineage: Eukaryota; Metazoa; Chordata; Actinopteri; Perciformes; Gasterosteidae
Gene: kcns3b
Product: potassium voltage-gated channel, delayed-rectifier, subfamily S, member 3b
Exons: 5
Coding region: 448-1932 (494 amino acids)
Biological process (GO): potassium ion transmembrane transport; protein homooligomerization
Cellular component (GO): membrane; voltage-gated potassium channel complex
Molecular function (GO): voltage-gated potassium channel activity; protein binding
Source: RefSeq, a predicted model, not a curated record
CCAUACCAUGUUGUUAACGUCACGUUGUUUGUCAAACCGCCACCUUAAAGAAGAAUAAGGUUUUAAAACGUGUCUCCACGACUAUUCACACAUUUUCAAUACAGAUGAGCAGAAAUAACCACAUCCUCACCUUCAUCACCUUCACAUCUCCAUAAUGUCAACACGUCUGGAUUCCCCUGUUGAGAGUUUUGUUGCAGGGCCGUCAUCUACCCACACAACAGGCAAUAUUUUAGAGUCCCCAUUUAACCUAUCCUGCAUGUCUUUGGACCGAUGGAGGAUGCAGGAGUACCCGGAGAGCUCUUCUUGUCCCGCUCGUGAAGCAGCAGCAGCAGCAGCAGCACUCGCUGCCUCCACCCGACCUGCCAUCUGCCACUUUACAAGAAUGUGAAGACCUACGUGUUCUCUGAAAGUUAUUUUCAUGGAAAGAAAAGCUCUGAGUGCUGGACCAUGUGGUACGGGCAAAUCCUCCACCGGCAGGGGAACGAGGAGGGCCAGGUGCUCCUCAACGUCGGGGGGGUCCGACGCGAAGUGGAUCCGAGGAUGCUGCUGCGCUUCCCUCACACGCGUCUGGCCCGUCUGCUGCGCUGCCGAAGCGAGGCGGCGAUCCUCGAGCUGUGCGACGACUACGGACCGUCCGAGAAGGAGUUCUACUUCGACAGGAAUCCGCACGUUUUCCUCAGCGUUCUCAACUUCUACCAGACGGGACGUAUCCACAUGAUGGAGGAGGUGUGCGUCUUCUCCUUCAGCCAGGAGAUCGAGUACUGGGGCAUCCAGGAGCUCCACCUAAGCCCCUGCUGUAGCUACUGGUACCACGAGAGGAAAGAUUACAUCAAUGACGGAGACUGGGACGCGAGGAGCGACGACCAGCAGCAGCCGAGUCUCAACUCCUCCUUUGAGGAGCUCUCUGCUCUCGACAAAGACCUGGCCAAGUUCAAAGGUGCCUGGUGUUCUGAAGUGAGGAGCUACGUUUGGCUCAGGCUGGAGGACCCAGGGCACUCAAGAGGUUCAAAGAUCAUCGCCGUGGCGUCUCUCGGCUUGGUGCUGACCUCCAUCAUUGCCAUGUGUGUCCACAGCAUGCCCGAAUAUCAGCAGGUGGACGAUAACGACAAACCCAUCGAGGACCCUGUCCUCGCCAUCCUGGAGGAGGUCUGCAUCGCCGGCUUCUCUGCAGAGUUCAUCGUCAGGCUGAUUGUUGCGCCCUCCUGCAGGAAGUUCCUGGGGAACCCCUUGAACAUCAUCGAUGUCGCUUCCAUUCUGCCGUUUUACGCCACUCUAGCUCUGGAAACGGCCGACGAAGAGGCCGCAGAGGAGAAUGAGGACUUGGAGAACGUGGCGAAGGUGGUGCAGGUGCUGCGCCUCAUGAGGAUUCUACGGAUCCUCAAGCUGGCUCGCCACUCCAUCGGGCUGCGGGCGCUGGGCGCCACCGUUCGCCACAGCUACCAGGAGGUGGGUCUGCUCCUCCUCUUCCUCUCGGUGGGGAUUUCCAUCUUCUCAGCCCUCAUCUACUUCGCAGAGAAGGAAGUGGAGAACACAGAUUUGGGGACCAUCCCCUCAGGCUGGUGGUGGGCCACAAUCACCAUGACCACAGUGGGUUAUGGUGACACCUGCCCGGUGACGCUGGCAGGGAAGAUAGUGGCCACCUUGUGUAUCGUCUGUGGCCUGUUGGUGGUGGCUCUGCCCAUCACCAUCAUCUUCAAUAAGUUUUCAAAGUACUAUCAAAGAAACAAAGCCCUUGAGGAGCAAGGUGUUGCUAAGCCCGAACGGCCGGACCCAGAGAUCCCGCACUACAACAUCAGAGACCUGUUCACAGGGAGUGUGUAUCCCUUCGUUGGAAGUCUCGCCUUCAGGAACAGUGUGAGCAGCACAGGUGACACUACAGAUGCCUCUAGUCUCCAGGAUUUAGAGCUGUAUGACAAUGACACAGCUAAAUGAAAUUCUGCCAUUUCCCUUUUAUGACUGAAAGUCACUGUUGUGCCCCUCGGGGCUUCUCCAUUGCUGACUCCACCUUUCUGAAUUGUCUUCCCCCAAGCAAAUUGGCAGAGAACUGUUGUGCUGAUGAUUGUCUCUCUUUAAAUUUCUACAAGGGAAGAGCUUUUCAGCGUUUCUAAAAUCAGGAAAUCUCAAGGGAAUUAUUUGGGUCUUGCCUGGAGGAUUGAAAGCCCAUUUUCUGCUUGAGAAAACUGCAAUGAUGCAUGGAAGAGGCCACAAUGUUAAUGUUUUCUCAAAAGUAAUGUCCUGUAUUGAUUUGUCUUCUCUCCGAAAGUUCAGGCGGGGAUUUUGGCCGAAGGCCUGGAACGACAAGAAUGACAACAUGUUUGAUGUUUCAAAAUGGUAUUAUAGAUCCCUCAGUCCACUGAUGUUGGGCAGCGUGCAUGAACAGAACUAAUUACAUUUUGAAUGGGAGCGAUGUGUAAAAUUAUGCAAUAUUAUUGAUGCUCCAGAGGAUAAAAGAGGCCAUCUCUUCCAGAGCUCUGGUAUACCAGGUUAUUGUCAUGUAACUUUUCUUUUGGACAGUUUUUGCAUGCCUGCCGACUCCUGAGGGAAAUCCGGGUGGACAUGAACCAAAAUACCCAUUGUAAAUGGCAUAAAUUAAGGAUUUUAACUCUGGUUGAAUGAAUUAUUUAUUGUCAUAUGUUGGUAACUGAAAUAUACGACAACGUAGUGGUGAAAUGUGCUUUAUGGAAGACAUUAGAACAAGCUAUAAGCUUUCCUAUAAAGACCUCAAGUACGUCUGUGGUAAGGCCAUUACUGAGCCAGCCUUUCUUAUCUAUUGGUUGUAAAUGUCUCAGGUUAAAGGGAAAUAAAUAAUAAAUGUCUGCAAAUUCACUUCCCCUGCAUAAGCAAAUGUAUUCAUUUCAACCAAAAUGUUAGUGUUUUUAAUGCAGUUGCGGUUGCGGAAUUGUUUUAUUUGUAGUCUGCAGUAUGGAUGACAUCUAAUAACCUUUGUUGCAAUAAACUAAAUGGGACUGGGAUCAAUAGUGUAACAAAGUCACUUUACAUGUAAUUUAUUAAGUCA